CAGACUACAUGGGGGCGCCGAAAUGAGCCUAUAUGGUAUUUUAUUAAUGAAGAUCAUGGGCUUCAGAGUUGAACCAAAGUGGGGGCGUAAAUGAAUAUUGUCCCCGUUUUCCAAAUAAACACUUUAGCUACGCCCCUGUACGCAGUUCUUUAUUUGCUCUUCUUUAUUUUUAAAAAAAUCUUUUCCCACUUUAUAUUUAAUAAUAUUGUUUUUUCUGGUGAAAUUAGCAUGAUUUUAAAGUUGUGUAAAGGAAUUUUCUUUUCUUUUUUUUAAUACAGAAGGAUUUCUUUAUUUUAAUUACAUUUUCUAUUCCAAGUCAACAAUAUAUUAAACCUUCCAAAAAUAAAUUUCGUGAUAAUAUUUAAUUGCUUAUAUAUUUUAAUAUUAUAAAUUUACCUAAAUUUAAUUUGAAAUAAUAAUAAUUAUUUUACAAAUAAAUAAUUUAAAAGACUUUCUUUCGUGGAGUAACGAGAUUCCACGUGACGUCAUCAUGGCCACUGAAAGCUGAUUGUAUGUUGAUCUUUGAAGAAUAUAUCGGAUGUGUUUCGAGUUGCUCGCUUUUACGACUGAAGUUCUUUUGAAUGCUUCGAAUUUCAUAUACUAACCGAAAACGCCUUUACAACAACAUUUUCGAUCACAUUUGACGAGUGGGGAGCUCAGGAUGUCCCGACAUGAAGGUAAAGUUAUUAUAAACAACAAGUUAUUCAUUACUACCAGUACCAGCCACCAGGCCUGCAUCAUAUACCACUACAAGUUACAAGUUUACAAUCUCCAGUCCUUGAGUCAAAUAUUAUUAUUACUAAACCUAUUCGUAUUAGGCGACUGACCUAGUUUUAUGUGUGGGUGUAGGGGAUUUAACUUAUGUUAAAGUUAUACUUCAUAAUUGAAAUAAAUACUAGUACUAGUACUAGUUUAUUUUUGUAUGGAAGUGGUCAGUGUAGUCAUGUGUAGGUGUCUAACUGCCAGAAAAAGAAUUCUGUUUAUCUUUUCUUAGUCUUCUUACAAGGAUACUUGCUUCUAUCAAGUCAAAAGUGCAAGUCUCUAAUAAAAAGUUAGCCUAUAAACUACUAACAAGUAGGGGAGUAGGUCUACUAUUCCCAAGCCCAAAUAGUAGGUCUAAGUCUAAGCUAAGUCCCACAUACUCAUAGAUGUAGUUUAGUCAUAGUCUAGCUCUAGACCUAAUUGUGAAUUCUAAAAUUGGCAAUGGAUAGAUUAAUUCUCAUAUAUUAUAAUAAUAGUAUGGUCUAUGGGUAAAAUGUAGUUAGCAUCAGGACCAGCGAUAUUUUCCAAGGUAGUAUAUAGUCUAUAUUGCCUAUACUAUAUGAAAUGGGUAGGGAUAACAAUACUUGUCCAUGCACCGUUCUGCGCAUGUCCUAAAAUGUCGAAAAAACGUGUUCUACAAUAUGGCGUACGGCUACACGGUAUCUUUGGAAAAUUGAAUACUACGUCACCUUUGUUUAUUAAAUAAUGCUUUCCUCAUCAGUGACGUAUCAGUUUUUGUGUUCCGGUGAUAUAUUGAUUUAUGCUACAAGAUUUUUUGUGUAUCACGGACAGUAUUAUUAUAAUGACUCGGUUAGUUUAUAAAUCGCAUAAAUACUUUUUUACUAGUAAAGCCACCAAAAUAAGGUUUAGUUCCACCCAAUCUACAUUCAUUGUAAGAGUUUUUUCAUUUUUUGAGUUAUUAUCGUUGAUCUGUCUAUAAAAAGUUAUGCAUCCCACGAAGGAGUGGGGGUAUGAAAUUGUCAUUUUUUUAUAUUUUGAUCAAGAAGCCGGAAAUGGCUGCUAUCACUGUGAUUCGUUAUGUUAAAUCCUUAAACGUCUAAAUAAUGAUAAGACGUUUAAAAUGAAUAAUUUUAAGAAAAGAUUAUAACCAAAUAACAUUAAAGUUUAAUUAUGUAGUAACCAAUGGUUGGUUUUAAGUUUUAUUUAUUACGUUAAAAAUUGUGUACGGUACCGGUACACAGUUUAUCGUUCUUUCAUAAUUAUUGAAUCAAUAUUUAAUAGUUUUACAAUAGUAAUGUCAAUAAUGAUAAUCGUUUUUCUCUUAUUAAUUAUUUCAGACAAUACUACUAAAAUUAGGCCUACAUAUCAAUAUCAGUUAUAAUUAUAAACAACUGUUAUUAUAAUCCUAUAAUAGUCUAUAUUUAGGCCUAAGCUUAAUUUUUCUUAAUCUAAUUCUACUACUAGUACUACGACAAUCAACAACCACACUUACUAAUAAUAAUAUAUUUUUUAGUUAAGCCUAUAUAUAACAGUUUUAUUAAAACACAUCAAAUUAAUAAACAAGAAUCAAACAACAUCAUUGUUGUAAUUAUAUUUUUAGUAGAACAUUGAAAAGCAGUACCUACAUAGACAAUUAUUUAAUAUAUCAAAUAACAUAUUUUAAUAAAUUAGUCUCAUCGUCAUAGAUGAUUUUAUAGAGUAAUUUUUAUUUAUAAUUACAUGAGUUCAAUUUUAUAUAUAAAAAAAGACUACUUACCUUUUUAUAAAUAUAAUAAUUGAUUUAAAAUGUAAAACAAGCAUAGUAAAAUUAUUUAAAAUUCAAUAAAGAUGUUAUUUUUUCGUUUUUUCCUGUAUAAAUAAUGAUUUUCCCAAUUUUUCUGUUCACUUUUUUCUGAACAUACCCACAAAUAAAUAUAUAAAAAAAUAAAAGUCUUGAUGUUAUAUAAAACUUUUGUUGUUUAUUGGGUUGUAUAUUGCAUUGGGAAUGUCUCCUGAAAAUUUGGUAGCAUUAUCUUUUAAAAUCCAAAAGUUUUGGGCAAAAUAAGGCAGAAAUUUGGAAAGUGGGUCACACGUUUUUUCAGUUAAAUACUAAGAUAAAGAAGGGGGUUUUAAAAAAUCACCAAAAAAAGAUAGAAAGAUGAAAUUGGUGUUGUUGUAAAGCUUAUAGCUAGCCCUUUAAAAUGAUGUAUCAUUCAUGUCGAUCGGACAAUAUUUAAAUUUUGUGUCAAAGUACCUAAUAUGGGUCAUGUAGGUUUCCCAGGUCGGCUACCGGCCAUAGUUCCGUAUUCAAACGAUUUAGAUUUUUAGCUCCGUAUUUAUUUGAUUACUUUUUUCCCCCUCAUUUCUAAAUUCUGUUUUCUCACUUUAAUUUUGUCUUAUUAAUGGGGCUUCCCUCCCCAGCAUAAAUAUUAUGAUUAAAAUGAUGUAACCAGGAAAUAGACAUAGUCGGCACAUUAUUAUUAUUAUUAGUGGUUUUAUAUAGCGUGGUACCCAGCCUGGGGCUUGGCUCUCCACAGUGUACAUACAAUUUAACAAACAUAAUCAUGAACUUAAAAAAAAUUAAUAAACAUAAAUUAAUUAAAUAAAGCAAAACAAAUGUAUACUCACUCCACCCAUUCCAGAACUAUUUACAUGUCAAGCCAUGGACAGCACCUACCAGCAUCGUUUAUCGGUCGGAGGGGGGAGUCAGUCAGGAUAGUAGAGUUUAAAGAGAUGUUUUGAGUGCAGUUUUGUAGGCUGUGAUGGUCGGUGUAUUGCGGAUGUGUAAUGAAAGAGAAUUCCAUUGUUUGGGGGCACAGAAAGAGAAAGAUCGUUCACCGUACGUUUUUGUGCGAAUCUUGGGGACACAAAAAAUAUGCGCGUCUGCGGAGGAGCGAAGCUGUCGAAGGGGCGAAUAGAUAGAAAGAAGUUCGGUUUGAUAGGAAGGGCAGGAAUUCGAGAAAAAGUUGUGGCAGAGAACAGAGAGUUUGUAGUCAAUCCGUGCUUGUACAGGGAGCCAAUGAAGUGAAUAAAGUAGUGGUGUGACAUGAUCAAGUUUUUUUGCCUUUAGAACUAGACUACAGCUGAGUUUUGAACCUUUUGUAAUUUUUCUAUGAAGUGUUUUGGUGAACUUGACAAGAGGGUUGCAACAGUCAAGACAAGAGAGAACAAGAGCAUAGACUAGGGUUUUUGUUGCACUAAUUGUGAGGUAGUGGCGGAUGGAGCUGAUUAGACGGAUAGCGGUGUAUGCAGUGCGAAAAAUGUGAGAGAUAUGAUUAUUGAGAGACAUAUUGUUAGACAGAAUAUAACCAAGACUCCAAUCGGAGGAUGUAAACUGUAUGUCGGAUUUACCUACUUGAAAUGAGGUGGGGAGAGCUGAGUAAGAGGAUGAUUUGUGAACGUGAAUAAGGAGUGCUUCCGUUUUGUCAUCAUUAAACUUCAACUUGCUUAGUGUCAUCUAUGACUUGACAUCACUAAUGCUUUCCAGCAAAGUCGGGACAGCAGAAUCGACAAGAGGCAUAAUCCUUCAGUCUACAGAUGACAGUGUCACACAAUAAAGUCAAUACUUAUACACUCACAAACAUGCGCCCCCACCGGGCCAUGUUCAUAAUCAUGAUUAUAACAUAAUCAUGGCUUUGUCCAUAGUAGUAAAGGUGCAGUUAGUAGGAUGUUUUAAAAGAUAUUUAGUCCGUGCGAUAUCAUUCAAUGAUUCAUUUUUAUCAAGGAAGUCCAGACAGAGAGAGAGUUUUUCUGUCUUGUACUUUUAUUACAGAGCGAGGAAGUCUGGAAAUGCUAUACAGGAAAUGGUAACUCCAUUUAUUUUGGGAAAAAAUGCGCUUAAGUGAGAAAAAGUAUUUUAAUAGCUAUUAGUUCAUUUUGAUUUAGUGCUGAUACUAAUAUUUCAAAAUCAGCUGUGAAUGUUGGUCUCCAAGUCCAUAGUAGUAGUAGUACUAGUAGAUUUACUAGUGUUUUUGCCUCUGCCAGCUUGUUUUUUUUUUCGUACUGCAAGUCUGUUGGUCUGUUAUUGAUCCAAAUAAAUAGAUAAGUAGAUAAAGCAAAUCUUUAAAGGAUAUUCCAUUUUUAUGUUAGUGCUAAGCAUGACAUAUGUCAGUCAACUUUAAUAAUAAUAUUUUGUUAAUUAUUAUGGAAUUGAUUGGUGGACUUUUUCAGUGUAAAGAACCAUCAGGAGUACUUUUUUUGCUUUAGUUGUCUCUCACUCUGUUUAUAUAAGUUGUAGAUUGCUUUUAAUUGGAAUUUUUCAGAUUUUAAUCCUUCUUUCAUGAAAAUAUUAUGAAGCCUAGAUUUGAUAUCUUCUUGCUUUAUUAUAUGUGUAUAUAUUUAAAUUUCAUUAGGUGUGAGCUGUGAUUCUUGCAUGAAAGGAAAUUUUCGUGGCAAAAGAUACAAGUGCUUAAUAUGUUAUGACUACGACCUCUGCUCGACUUGUUAUGAUGCCGGUGCAACUACAACUAGGCACACAACAGAUCAUCCCAUGCAAUGUAUUCUUACAAGAGCUGACUUUGGUAAGAAUAAUUAUGUUAAUAAAAUUUUACUUUUAAAAAUUUUAUUUUUUUCUGUGCACAAGUAUUACAAUUUAUUUUUGGAGAGCAAAAUAUGAAUCACACCAGUCAUAGAAUGCUAUAAUUUACUUUGUUUAGUACGGAUGUAAUGAAUGUCAUUUUAACUAUUUCUAAAUUUGAUGCGGGUCAACACACACUCCUUUCUUCCGCUGUUCUCAAAAGCACGGACCAACGGGCUUUGUGUUUCAAUAUCAUUUUUUUUUCUUUGCUAUUUCUCGGUUAAGCUUUUUAAGAGCUAUUUUUAAAUAAGACUUUUACAUAGAAGAGUGGUAUUUCAUUGUUUAUAAGCGAAACCAAGGUUUAGCUGUUGUCAUUUGAAGCAUUAUUUUAAUGAUUUUCUUCGCUUUUUUUUUUCUACUGUUGCUAUGUCUACUCUAGGCCCUAGUAGGUGAAUAAGUUUCCUAGACGAUUGACAGCUCAAAAAGCUUUGGAAUAGUUUUAUACUAUUUCUUUUGAUCGUGAAGAUGAUUUAUAUUUAGAUCCAUCGCAUGAUUCCCAUACUAGUAGUUUUAGAGGAUUUGAGUUGAGGAAGUGGAGAUGAGGUAUGCGUACAUCAUAGGGUUUGGGGAAAAAAUUGUUCAGCAUAAAAUAUUUUCACAUUUUAUGGUCCUUUUCUGUAACUUAUUUUAUUUAAACUGAAGAAAUAAGUUUACAAACAUAUAUUCCUUUCAAUUAUCUUUCAUUUGAUACCAAGUUUAGUCUUGUAAACCAAAGAAUAAUAUUUUAAAUAUUUUUUAAUAAACCCAACCUCUCACUCUUUUUCGCUUUUUGAAAAAAGUUUACAUUUUUUCGAUAAAAAAUUUUGCAGCGAAAGAGUUAAGAUGAAAUCAAUAUUUAAGUCUCAAACUUGAUGACAAAAUUAAACUGUUGAAAAUCGUCACUCUUAUAUCAUCACACCUGGUUAUCCACAGUUGUAUCAUAGACAAACAUUGACUGGCGAUUUAUUUAUUUAAUAUAUUUAUUUAUUUUAGUUCUUUGAAACAGAAACAUGAAAUAAUUCACAUUUUUAAACUUACCAUCUAAUUUAUAUAUUUUAACGGUCUACAAUUAUAAUAUGCACUGGUAAAUGUAAUGUUUAAUGACAUCUUCUAAUAUGGGAAAGGUCUCUCCUGAAAAUUAACAAGCUUAUUUUCUUUUCCAUACCUUGUAUCCCCUUUUCCCCUCUUAGGUUAGUAAGCAGUGUUUUAACUGUAAUCACAGACAAUUUUAAGAGUAGUAUUCUAAAGUUCAUUCAGAUACAGCUCAGAGAAUCAGGUCCUUUUGAAAACUGAGUGUUUUUAUAGAUAAAUCCAUCUUCGUUUAAUUUAAACAGAUGUGUAUUAUGGUGGUGAAGCCUUGACAGCAGAGCAACCUCAGUCUUACACUUGCCCACAUUGUUCGAAGAUGGGUUUUUCAGAAUCAAGCCUCCAUGAGCAUGUUUCAGCGGAUCAUGCAGACACCUCUGCUGAAGUGGUAAGAAAAUUUUAACUGUUUGAAAUGCUUACAAGAUACAAAACACUGUAUCAUUCCACAUUAUCACAAUACAUCAUGCUGCACAAAGUAGGAUUUGUAUAUCAUAUAUAUACAUAUAUUUUUUAGUUGAUUUUGAAAAAAAAUCAGAAGCAUAGAUGUUUUUAAAAAAAUUUAUGUAAAGUUUGAUGACAUAUCGUACUGUUAUUUGUUUGUUAUAUAUGAGCUUACUUUCACUGUCCUAUCUGCACACUAUAACUUAUUUUAUCAUGUUACUUAGUAGCAUGAUAGAGAGUGAAAUGCAUUGUUUACAUACCUUAAGCCAGUGGCAUAACCCCCUAUAUGACCAAAACAGAAAUGAAAUUUUAUUUGUAAGACCCUAUUUGGCAAAAUUGUAUUCAGUUAAAGCUUAGCUAAUGCAGCAUCAGAAAAGAUCCAUUAAUUAAUAUUAUGAUCAUGUAUUCAUGUAUGAUAUGAAAUUACUCCAAAGCUAAGAACUUGCCAUAAUAUUCUAUAAUUUAAAAACACUGUCUCAAAUAAUUGCAUUCGGGGCGGUCCACUCUCUUCGCCACCCUUCUCCUACGCCUUGACCCCCUACCCUACUUGUUGCCUUUGACAGCUCUGUCAUUGGCCUUUCUGACUACACCACUGCCUUAAACCUAUUAAUAUGAACAAGAGGGAAUAUGUGAAUUAACUUUAACAACUAGUUAUUCAGGGCCAUGUAGGAGGGCUAACUUGUUACUCUGAAGCAAGUAAGUUAAAAAAUUUAAUAAUUUAGGUAUAUCUUUUUUAACACAAUAUGACCAUUAUUUUUUCUCAUUUAAAAAACAGGUUUGUCCUAUUUGUGCUUCUUUACCUGGAGGUGACCCUAAUCAUGUGACUGAUGACUUUGCAUCUCAUUUGACUGUUGAGCAUAGGACACCCAGAGAUUUCAUAUCCUUUCAUUUUAUUUUAUCUAAUGAUAUAUUUGCAAAAAAUUGAAUGUUUUGAUAUACAAUUAUUAUUAAGCUUGGUAUGAUAAAUAUUAUAAAAUAUGCAUUGCCACUUAAACAAUGCUACUUCAGUGCAUUUGUCUAAUGAUCUGUGUUUUGACCAAGAAUAGCCUCCAGUGCAGAUUGUGUGUUUUUUCUUCUCACACUUGUACAAACAAUGGUUGAAAUUCAUGUUAGAUCCUUAAUUUUAUGAACGAUGAACCACCUGGACUUCGCCAUGUUCGGCGAAUUCCUCAUCCUGGUCGAGGCGUUGGUGGCUCAAGGACUCGCCGCGCCAACAUGCAACAUUUUGGUUCAGGUGCAUCAACUUUGACUGGUCUUUCACCCAGCAGUCGUGAAAAUAUGGAUCCCAUAGCAGGUUUGUUGUUUUUUUUUAAACAACCACAAGUUUAUAUGCUCGCAUUCGAAUUGUAAUCAUAGGCAUGCACUAUUCAUUUUAAUUAUUUUAUAUGUUAAAUAGCAAAUUGUUUUUAAAAAAUCUUUAUUUUAAACAGUGUCCAACUAUACACAAAUUGAGUCUAGCAUCUUUUUGUCUUUAUUAUUCAGAUGUGAGAUAAAAUGUUAAAUAUUGGGUUAUAAUUUAUUUAACAGAGCUGUUAUCACAGUUGUCAAGUGUACGUAGCCGUGCUGCGGCAGCACAAAGUGUUUCUUCCCAAUUACAACAGCUGGAAAUGCAGUUACAGUCCACUAGGUCAGUCACUAAGUAUGUAAACAUUUCUGUGCUGUUCAUAUGUAUGUUAUUUAAUUAAGAUGUUCACCAUUUUUUUUUUUGUAAAUUCAAUUAAUAAAUGAAUUUUAAUUUGAAAUUGUAUUCACAUCUAGAUAAAAACUAUUUAGAAUGUUCAGGGUUGAUACACAUAUUGUUUUUUAAAAUAAUUUUGUGGGUAGGUGUUAUUAUUUUUGCUUUACAAUUAAGGUCCUUGUGAGCAUUUACUUUGUUGUUUUUUUUUGAGCUUUUUAAAGGAGAAAUUUUGGAAUCAUGACUAAUUCAAGUUGUCUAAAUUGUUUAAAUUUUCUUGGAACAAUACUAAAAAUGUUUUCCCCUUGAAAGUAAAGUAAUUUUGGAAUCAUGACUAAUUCAAGUUGUCUAAAUUGUUUAAAUUUUCUUGGAACAAUACUAAAAAUGUUUUCCCCUUGAAAGUAAAGUAAUUUUUAAAUGAGGCAUUGUAAACUCAUGUACCGGUACCUUUCUGCAGAACUAAGUAAUAUUUGUUAAUACUGGUUUUGGUCAACAUUACAAGGGUAACAUUUAAUGCAUCUCAAUGAAGUUAUAAAAAGAUAAUUAAAGGGCUUAUAAUGCAGUAGGAAGAACAUUUUUGAAAGCGUGGUAAGUGUUAUUUUACCUUGAGGUUAAAAAACAACAACUUACCAAUAAAGAUCCUCUAUACUGAUAGGCCACCAGAAACACUUACACGGUAUUGCCCAUGUGUGCUUUAUCUUUAUGAUACAUUAUUAGACAAUUCCACUAUUAUUUAAGAAUUGGUAAUCUUUCUUAAAUUCAUCUUUAGAGUUCUAAAAUAGUCUAUGGUAUGCAAACAAAUUUUUUGUUUUCCUAAGCAACUGUGAGGGACAUGAACUCUCUGAGUUAACUUUCCAUUAUACUGAAGUUGUGGACUCAUGUCAAUAGAAUCCACGCUCAUUGAUUGAUUUAUUUUAAGUUAAGUUUAAAACACCAUAACAUUGUAGGGUAACAUAUAAUAAAUUUUAGCUUACCGAUAUUGAAUAUACCAGUAAUCUAUAACUGCAUGUAAAGCUAGUGAAAUAAAGUGUAAAGAAAUAUAUCCUAAUUGAUAUUUGAGAGCAUGACUGUUAUAACUGGAAUGCAGUCAUUUCUGUUAAUAUUAAGGACAUUACAUUUAUGAAUCUUCUAAGAAAAAAUCCUAAGCGAUUGAAUAUGAAGCCUAAUCUAAGAUUUUUCUUCAGCUACUGGGGACUGAGUCCCCAGACCCUGAAUCAAGACACUUUCCUGCAUCUAACUGGAAUCAGAAGUACUUCAGACAAUUCCCGCGCUGAAAGGUUUUGUUUUGAUUUUUCUUGUAACAUUCAAAAUAAAUAGUUGGAAGUGCUUAAUCGCCGGGAAAUUGUGUUGCUUGGGUGAUCCUGUUUGUUCAGGGGCAAAAGACUAGAUGAUAUCAAAUGUGUAUUAACCCUGAAUGGCCUAAUUUAGCUCUAGCUCAAGUUGUGGCUCUGGCUCUAAAAAAAAGUCAAUAAAUUAGCUUUUGUUUUUUUUUUUUAAAUUUUGGUAUUAUACCUUUAUAUGAUUUAAAUUGUGUUUCAUAUUUAUUCAUUAUUUUCAUUGUGCUAAUUUACAAUGUUUUAGGCAACAGUUGGAACGCCUACCGCGAAGACAGGCAGAGGCAAGUAAACCACCAGCCACAAAUAAUACAGUUCCUUCACAGCCAGAACCUGCUAGCAUCCCAACCACAGCUACCAAAACAGAUUCACAGUUUCUUCUAACAAAGUAAGCAUCUAACAGACCUGUUUACUCUUACGAUUUUGGCGUACCAUGUAAGAUUUUUAGAUGUAUACAUUAUAUAUACUGUAUGUUUAUUUUUUACUAUUAAGAUAAUGUAUUAAAUGAUUUUGUGAUAUUGUACGAUUUUAAGCGUUUAAGGGUAAACAGGUCUGGCAUGUAAAUGAUCCAGGAUUAGAACCGAUUGCUUUUUGUAUAACUGUAUAUGAAGAAUAUGAUCAACAAAUUGUGAUCAGAGCUUAAUAUUUAUAUAUGGUAAGAAAAGCAACUGUUGAUGGAGCAUCUUAAUUUGAGCUGGUCAAUCACUUCUAAGAUUAAAUGCUGAAAAUGAAACAUAUACAUGUAUACCUUAUAAGUCCAACUUGCUUACUUUUCUGCUAGCCUGGAAAUUCAAAUUCAAUUACUUAAUCGAAGUUUGAGUAAGCAUUGUCUAAUAUGUUUACAUGUUAAUGUUAUCUUUUUCUUCACAUCUUCACAGGUUGUGUGCUGAGACUGCAGGAUGCGAUCUUGGAGCUAAUGGUGGAGAGAAUGACAUCUCACAGCGUAACGUAUUUGUACAGGAGUUACUUCUGGCCACAUUGACAGAGCAACUCAGCUUGAUAACAGAGGGUGAUGGAGAGGAUCCAAGUUCCAUAUUGGAGGCUCUUCGUUCACCAGAGUCUGAUGUGGAGCAGGAGGCUUCACCAGUUCAAAAAGAGAAUAGAAAUACAAAUGAGUCACACAGUAAACACCGCAGCACCAAGACUGUGGACAAAGCUGUGGGAGGGGCAGUAGAAAAAGUGCCAGGGAAUUAUGGGGCUAGACCUGUGUCUUCUGGCACUUACAGGGAAAGUUCUUGGGGUCAUGUGAGUAAUGCUGCCACUGCACGCCAAGUGUGUAGUCCUAUCACCGUUCCAAAUUCUGUGGCAGUGCAUGGUCCAAAUUUAGGUUCGUCAGGUGGGGUUAAUAUGAUGCAAAGCAGGGCUUCAUCUACUCCUCAUGGGGGUAGAGAAAGAAGCUUAAAUCCCGCUACUGCAAAAAGGAGCAUGCUCAAACACAUGCCACCACAGAGGGGAGCUUCUGAUACAGAUCCACCCCCUCACUAACCUCCAUAUUAGACGCUUGAGGACUUUCAUAUCUUUCUAGCUAUUUACUAAGCUUAGAGGAUUAAUUCUGCCAUCGAUAAAUUAUUUCAGUAAUAUGAAUAAAAUGAUAAAACAUCCAAUUCCUUGUGUAACAAAGAUUUUCUAUUGCCAUUGGCGGCUUCUAAUAAAUUUUAUUUUUGUGAAUAAAGUUUAGAAUAAAGUGAAUGUUUUUGUUCUGAACUUUACAAGAGCAUCCCAGAUAAAAGGUAAUUCAAUUUUCUUAAUAUUUUUUUUUUUAAAAUCCUCCCAAAUUUUUUUUUCUUUCUCCCUUAUGUAUUAACUGUUGGAGAUAUUGUUUGAAGUGAAAGCUAGUUUAUUAUACAUGUAAUUGUUAAUACUUUAAGCUUUCAAAUAUGUGGCUGUUUUGUCUCAUCUGUGAAUGGGAGAACAAAUAGAGCAGAAGAAAAAUAAUCUUUGUGUUUGGUGUUUCAAUUUUCAAUGAAACUGUGAUAUUGUAACUUUGCUCUAUUCCUUUUCCUUUGCAUCCCCAACAUAAAGGAAGAACAGCUUAUAAGUUUCACUUAAAAGGUUUCUUUUGUAAUUGUUGUUUAUUUUUGUUUUACAAAAUUAAAAACUAAUUGAAGUUAUCAAAUACACACUAAGUAUAUAAUUCAACUAUAACUAAUUGAGGUAGAAUCCAGAAAGAGAAGUAUUAUUGAAAGUAAAGGCCUUGUGUAUUUUGGGUAGUUUUCCAAAUAAUCAUAAUGCAUAGCAUUCUAUAUUUUUUUCCUUCAGACUUGGUUUUGUUAUGAACUCACUAGAUAUGCACAGUAAUAAUAACCAUUACCAGACAUAUUUAUUAGUUUUUAAAGUUUUAAUUAAAAACUUUUGCCAUAAUGUUUUAUUAUUUGUCCUGCUAAUGCAAAUGUCAGGUUGACAAUCUUAGGUCGGUCAAGCUUUUUUUAUGUAAUCUUAGCACUAUUUAUUAUGAUCUAUCAUAUUUAAAUGAGGGUUUCACACACUUUUUAUGCAAGUUAAUAUUUCAAUGUUUGACCAUUUUCUUUGUUUCUGAAGACAUUCAGAAGCUUAUGCAAUGGUAAUAAAAUUUUUACUUGAAGAAUAAAAGAUAUAAAAACUUGGCAGAAGUAUUUAAUUCAUAAGUAGUAGUUAAAAUAGUAGUGUUGGUUUUUUUAAUUGUGCUACCGUACACCAUGUUGACAGUGAGCUUAUUUAGUUAAGAAGGGGGAGUAGGCACAGAUUUUAUAUAUAUGCUCUUCAAUUCAGGGGAUAUUUUCCUCUCUUUCUCCCUCUUCCCUCAGCUAAGCCACUUUGAUUUGAUAACUUAAAUUGGGCAAACAAUAGUGCUUUCGUAUUAAGGAAAAACGUUAAUUUUGUGUGUGUAAAUAUAACUAUUAGCCACGCUUAUUAUUUGCUGAACCUCCUAUUUCCUUUCAUUGAACGCAGAUGUUAAUUUCAUUGCAUUGUGAAAAUUUGACAGUGAUAUGUGUAUAUAUUUACUAAUUACCAAUGUUCUUCAGUCGCAAAGUAACAUUGUCAUCAUGGAAGAGUGCUCUCUGUAAGAAGUAAUAAAUAAGGAAGGGUGUACUCUUUUUAGGGUUUAUCCAUUGUAAGUUCCAAAGUAUUCUGGUGAGUCAGUGUGAGAGGCAGACACUAAGGAAGGUGUGAGCAUCAUGAAUAAAUUGUGUACACUUUGAUGUUAUUUGUAUCUUCAUUUCAAUGGAAAGCUAUGUGUAUG
Lymnaea stagnalis (great pond snail) is the source of this 13013-nucleotide messenger RNA. NCBI's taxonomy places the organism in Eukaryota, Metazoa, Mollusca, Gastropoda, Lymnaeidae. The record is from the annotation of a GenBank genome assembly.